AUGCCGGACAACAGAGAGAAUGCUUUGGCACCCGAUGAUGAUGAUGAUGGAGAAACUAAUCUACCUUCUAAUGAGAGACAAAUACCACCAGCACCGGCCAAGGCAAACCGGGGAUGGCUGUUCUGGGCCGUCUUUGUCUGUCUUGCCGUCACUGCUUUCCUGAGCUCUCUGGAGGGCUCCAUCGUCUCAACUGCCCUCCCUAGUAUCUCUCGUGCCAUGCACGCUGAGGAGAAUUAUCUCUGGGUAGUGAAUGUGUAUUUUCUUACCAGCGCUGCUGUGCAGCCACUUUAUGCCCAACUCGCUGACCUCUUUGGACGGCGAUGGCCGAUGAUUUCUGCCGUUGCCAUCUUUACUGUUGGCAGUGGGAUUUGCGGCGGUGCAUCAUCCACCAACAUGCUUAUCGGUGGUCGAACAGUCCAAGGGAUCGGGGCAGCGGGCAUCAACAUGCUGGUGGAAUUGAUCCUCUGUGAUCUGCUGCCGCUGAAGGAAAGGGGACAGUUUAUGGGACUCCUGUUUGUCUUCAUCGUGCUGGGAUCGGUGUUGGGUCCGGUGAUUGGAGGACUCAUGGUCCAGCAUGUGUCGUGGAGAUGGACGUUCUACAUCAAUCUUCCCCUUGGCGGCACCUGUCUAAUACUACUCUAUCUCGUGCUGCGGGUGCAACAUCCGGCGAGCCCACCAGUCCUCAAACAGUUGAAGCAGAUUGACUAUCUGGGAAAUAUUAUCCUCGCGGCCUCAGUCUCAUCCGUCCUAUACGCUCUCACGUACGGUGGCACGCGGUACGAAUGGUCGCACCCGUCCGUCAUCAUCACUCUUGUUCUAGGUCUUUGCGGCCAGUGUCUAUUCUUCCUCUACGAAGCGUCCCCUUUCUGCGUGCAGCCAGUGAUGCCAUUCGAACUGUUUAAGAACCGAACCUCUGCAGCAGGUUUCAUGGCCACCUUUCUCCAGACCCUGGUGUCCUUCUGGGCAGCAUACUUUCUGCCUUUGUAUUUCCAGUCUACACUGUUAUCGUCCCCGUCUCGCUCGGGGGUUCAGCUUCUCCCUUUUUCCAUUGUUUAUUCUGUCGGUGCCCUUGUCGGGGGUUCUCUCGCCACCAGACUCGGCCGAUUCCGUAUCAUCCAUAUUAUCGGCUUUGUACUGAUGACAGUGGGAAUGGGCUGCUUUACAAUGUUUGACAGGGAUACAUCUACGGCUGUCUGGGUGAUCUUGACAGUUAUCUACGCUCUGGGACUCGGAGUGGUUAUGGCCUGCCUUCUGACCGGCAUCCAAGCGGCCCUACCAGAUCAUUUGAAUGCCGCGAGUACGGGUACCUUUGCCUUUGUCCGGAGCAUGGGCACCAUUUGGGGAGUGAGUAUUCCCGCCGCCAUAUUCAAUAAUCAAUUUGACCAGCUCCUGUCAAAUCUGGCCGAUGAGAAGGCGCAGAGGGCAUUGGCGCGAGGCAGGGCGUAUGAGCAGGCGUCGCGGGCCCUGGUGGAUUCCUUCCGGGAACCCAUUCGCAGCGAGAUUAUCGGUCUCUACGAGCAGAGCUUAAGGCGAGUUUGGCAGAUUGGCAUUGUAUUUGCGGGACUGGGGCUGUUGGUGGUUCUAUUGGAAAAGGAUUUACGGUUGAGGACUGUCCAUGAGUCUGACUUUGGGUUGGCGGACGGUCAAGAAGAAAAGCGGGAGAAUUAA
Aspergillus viridinutans is the source of this 1668-nucleotide messenger RNA. Its product is annotated as MDR family MFS transporter. Bases 1 to 1668 code for a protein of 555 amino acids. The record is from RefSeq and is a predicted model, not a curated record. The transcript has 2 exons. NCBI's taxonomy places the organism in Eukaryota, Fungi, Ascomycota, Eurotiomycetes, Eurotiales, Aspergillaceae. Gene Ontology annotation, molecular function: transmembrane transporter activity. Gene Ontology annotation, biological process: transmembrane transport.